Molecule: messenger RNA, 1575 nt
Organism: Fusarium vanettenii 77-13-4
Lineage: Eukaryota; Fungi; Ascomycota; Sordariomycetes; Hypocreales; Nectriaceae
Exons: 5
Coding region: 1-1575 (524 amino acids)
Biological process (GO): transmembrane transport; basic amino acid transport
Cellular component (GO): fungal-type vacuole membrane
Molecular function (GO): basic amino acid transmembrane transporter activity
Source: RefSeq, a predicted model, not a curated record
AUGAGAAGUUCCUCUCCUUCACCUGGGGUCUUGAACCCUGCAGACGACAUCGAAGCCCGCGAGGAUCAACCCCUCCUCCGCGCCCCAGAUGAAGAUUCAUGGAAACCCCCACGGGGCUUCAUCUGGAUCCAACUGGCUAUCAUGUCCAAUGUGUUUCUCUACGGACUUGAUAGUACUAUCACCGCUGCAACCUACGCCGUCAUCAGCUCCGAGUUUGACGCCGCCAACACGGCAUCGUGGUUGACCACGUCGUAUCUCGUCACCAGCACUGCCUUUCAACCCCUAUACGGAAGGGUUUCUGAUAUUUUUGGUCGUCGGUUAUGCUUCUUUAUCUCAACAAUCACUUUUGCUGCCGGAUGCCUUGGGUGCGGUGUGGCCAACAAUGUGAUCUUUCUCAACUGCAUGCGGGCACUGACGGGUUUUGGCGGAGGAGGAUUGAUGACCAUGGCCACCAUCGUCAACUCAGAUAUGAUCCCAUUUCGAAAGCGAGGAAUGUACCAAGCCCUUCAAAAUGGCAUCUUCGGUUUCGGUGCCAUCGCCGGUGCAUCUUUCGGAGGCUCAAUCGCAGACCACAUUGGUUGGCGAUGGUGUUUUCUCCUCCAAGUUCCAGUGUCCAUCGUGGCUUUCGUGAUUGGGUAUCUCGUUGUUGCCAAUCAGCCCGGAGGUUUCUCUCUCGACAGCGGACUGGGUGCCGUCUGGAAGAGGGUUGACUUCUCUGGCUCAUUGCUGCUGGUAGUUGCUGUCUCAGUUCAGCUCGUUGGCCUGAGCCUUGGAGGCAAUGAGCUGCCCUGGACUAGCCCCUGGGUUAUCGGCUCAUUGGUUGGCAGUGUUGCCCUCUUCGCUUUGUUUCUCCUAGUUGAAGCGAGGACGAGUGCUAUCCCGGUGAUUCCUCUACGUUUACUCCAGGGGAGACUACCUAUAGCAACGCAAGCCGCAAACGUGUGUGCUGGCAUGGCCGCUUACGGUUAUCUCUUCAUGCUCCCACUCUUCUUCCAAGCCGUCCUACUCGACUCAGCCACCACGGCUGGCGCCCGACUUGCAAUUCCUUCGCUUGCCACCCCAAUUGGCGGUGUCAUCGCUGGCAUCGUCAUGUCUCGCUGGGGCAGGUUGAUUGCUCUUGUCCGCACAGGGGCUUUUCUCAUGGUAGUGGGUAAUGCUCUGGUAACUUCACUUGGGUUUGAAGACUCCACGUGGAAGUACUUUGUGUUUGUCUUUCCUGCAAACUUUGGCCAGGGGAUCAUCUACCCUGGUAUUCUCUUUACCUCUCUUGCUUCGUUUGACCAUGCCGGAACCGUCUGGGGUGUUUCAGUCACCUCAGCCAUUGUGCAAACUACGCUCAGCGUCCGGUUGCCGGACGCACUGAGCGAGGUAUCAGAUAAAUGGAGAAUCAUCGAUCAAAUUCGACACUCGGUCGACUCUAUCCGCCACCUCCCGCCGGAUAUUCAGCUCAAGGCACGCCUUGUCUAUUAUGAUGGUCUCAAGUACGCUUUUGGAGCUUCGACUGCGGUGGCUUUGCUUGGAUUCUGCGCUGCCUUGAUUGCCAGCGGAACUGGCCUUCGAACCACCCACAAGUAA